Molecule: messenger RNA, 5471 nt
Organism: Heterobilharzia americana
Lineage: Eukaryota; Metazoa; Platyhelminthes; Trematoda; Strigeidida; Schistosomatidae
Source: the annotation of a GenBank genome assembly
GUUUCUAAUUACGCAAGCCAUUUAAAGCGAAAUAUCAUUCUGUUCCUGUGUGAAUCACUGCAAACUGUUUCAGAAUGCAAAAAAGUUCUUGUUUAUCGGCCCCUUUCUCACCGCAAAGUUUGCGCGUAGACGCUACAUGUCGAAAAUAUCGUUUAAAAUUACUUUAACAUCAGACCCAAAUCUACCGUUUAAGGUGUUGAAGGUUCCUGAAAACGCACCCUUUACCGCUGUUCUGAAGUUUGCUGCAGAGGAAUUCAGCGUUCCUGCGGCUACGAGCGCAAUCAUCACAGAUGAUGGAAUUGGUAUCAAUCCUCAACAAACAGCAGGUGAAGUCUUUCUUAAACAUGGAUCAGAUUUACGGUUAAUCCCCAGAGAUCGUGUUGGUAGUCUGUGAUAUGUGUAUAUGGUGUUUGGAUAUCUUUUAACUUUGGUUUGUCGUCAUUUUGUAUAUCAUUUCUGUCUAUAUGAAAACAGCGUGCUGCUAUGUUGAAAUAUAAUUGAAUCUUUAUGAUUAUUUUUUUCGUUCUUUCAAGUUGAUGCUUACUUAGAUAUGUAAAAGAAAUGUUUUCUUACAGUGACUGUCUGUUGACUGUUAUAAGCUGAACUCCAGAAGUAUAAGGAUGUACUGUGUUUAGAUAAGCAACUAAAGCCCCAUUGUACUGUGACGUAGAUAGGUAGACAGAGUUUGUCCUUAAUUUGUGAUUUUAUCUAAAUGUUUAUCAACAAAAUUGUGCUUACUGUAUUCAUGCGAUGUCAUCUUAUUCACGAUAAUGAAAGCGUUUGUUAAUGCUCUUGGUUUUGUAGGAGUAGAAGAUCCCUUUAGUGGAAGUGAAGUACUCGUACUGUAAACUUACGGUUAGCUGGUGCUAUCAGAUACUUAGGUUAAAACUAAUACACGAGCCUCUACCACCAUGUGAAUAUGAUUUCUAACUAUUUAUCUUAUUUGUUAUUGAAAACUAAAAAUCCAAAACUUGAGAACGCUUCACUAGUAGUAGUAGUAGAACUAGAACUUAGCUCCUUCGUUUGGAUACUGCGGUAUCAUAAUUAAAGGGAGAUCUAGGGUUUGUCGCAAGUUUUUACAUAAAUAGUCAUUACAAAUUAUUCGUAUUUUGACGUUUCAUUCUCUGAUAGUUUGCAUUCCCCCCGAUCUCAUUUUACCAAACAGACUGUAGUUAUCGAUGGUGUUAACAGUUGAGUUGCCAAAUUUCCUCUUCUUAAACAUUCAGUCCGAUACAGCCAUUCUACUGUUUGAACUCUGUGCCUUCAAUGUUCUCACCUUGGUGGUAAGAAUACAACAAACAGGUUUGUCUCUCCUUCUUGCAAUCAUUUGUCUCAGGGAUCUCAAUAAAUAUUAUAAUUUAGUGAUGUGAAGAAGUUCUGCAUUUAUGGACUGAUGAAAUAUAUCUCAUAUGGACAUGUUCAGAGAUCAUGUAGCAUUUUCUAAUCCGUUUUACCUGGAUUAACAGUUGAACAUCAAACGGGAAUAACUGCUGGUACAGGAACUACUGUACCUAAAUAUAAGGUUUUGUCAGCUCAUUGAUUCUCUCUAGAAAAUCACAAGUACUUUAGUCCUCAAAAUCCACAAAUAUUUCUGAAAACAUGAUAAACUGUGACACUGAAUCUACUCAACUAAUUAUUCCUAACAUUUUGAAAUGUUCACGGGAGCACUAGUGAUCUGUUGGGCUGUAUUUGGCUAUUCAGGUUCGAACAAGAGUCUACUGUUCAAACAGUCAUUGUAAGAUGAUCAGAGACCCACAUCGAACCUUAUACUGAAUCUGUUGUGACUAAACCGGAUCUACUCCCACUAUGCUGCUACUGGUUUCUUUUGAAAGUACAUUGUUCAUGAUUGGAUGUCAUGCUGACAAACGCAACACCCUACUGCUGAGUUGUGUGGUUUGGUAAUAUCUGGGCAUCCAAAUCUAAUCCUUGGCAAAUCCGCUUUCUUUUUAUGUAGAGGUCAGUGACUCAACAGUUUCAUUAUAAUUAGCAUUGCUAUUCAGAAGAACGUAAACCGCUUAGAACCUAGCAAUAUAUUAUUUGUCAGCUGUCGCACAUCUAAAUGGAUUGAUAGGGAGGGCAAACAAAUACUUCGACGGAGUUUUGUACACAAAAGAUAAUCAUCCGACCUCUUCGGAGUCAUCUAUUCCUUCCACGGUGUCCAUUUCUUGCGUAAUUUCCCAUUCAUUCCUACCUGACCACACUUCUGUUUCAAAAUAUUUUAUCAUGUUACCCAACUUCUUAUUCUUAUGCCGUAACUGUUAUAUUUUGACUAAUCCUCACUAUUCAUAACAAAUUUGUGUUUCAUGAUAAAAAUGACAGUACUGGUACCGGAAUUCUUUCCCUUCUUACCAUGUUUGAUGAACAACCGUUAACUAUCAAACGCUACUUAUACACAUACACAAAUGUAAAAUUUUUCUGUUGUCCAGGUUUGAGAAUGAAAUCACCGAAAAGUCUCUUCACUGAAGUAUUUGUUUUUCCUUAUCCUGGUGAGUAUUUCCUGCGGGGGACGGGUGGUAGUAAUAUCAAGAGGUAUAAAGCAAAGCGUUAAUCAUGUAUUCAGGAGUUAGAUAUGAAGAUAGCUACUGCUUUAGUGUGAUCGAUUUCAGUUUGUAUUGUCUCACUUCAUGUGGCCUAUUACCGUUCCUUUUAUAGCAUAGGUCUUGGGGCGACCACAUCAGUAUUGGAGGAGUUAGGGAGAAGAGAAAAGUCUGUCGAUGAAGUUGUAAACCUUCAUCAACCCAGAUAGUUGAGACAUGUGCUACGCACGCCUGAUCACCUUCUUCGUGGUCGCUCAAUAUUGGGUUUAGAUCGGAAAAGGGUAAGAGUCGGCCAAUCUAGAAUAUGGUAUCACUUCAUAUAUUCUUUGACAGUCGAUCCGAGCCGUGUGAGUAACUUCAUACUUCGCGACAACAAAAAUCGGUGGUUGGAGGAUCAGCGUUCUGGCUCAGAUUGGCGCGCACACACACACAUCUUAAUCGUCAUGUUUAAUUUCGUUAGUGUAUUUGUUACUUGUUGUUCUCUUCUGACAACAUCAUUUUCGACUACUUACAUUCUUACUUAUCUGUCUUUCACACUGGUUCAUUUUCACUUGAUAUGAAGUGUGUAAACAUGGUCCGUUAUGCAUUAAUUUCAGUUUACAUGUUUAUAUAGACCGGAGGUAUUGCCUUAGGAUUCUAACCACUCAUUCAAGUUACCUCAUUUACUGCAACCAAGAAGAAUACACCGUUCACAGUCAGCGAAUCCACAAACUGAUGCUGCAUAUCGGUUUGGAUUCAUGGUAGGCCAUUCCUUCAUUUCCCGUUGAUCUCCCCAAAUAUUAUUAGAGUGUCACAGAGAUUUAUGAAGUGGAUUAGUCUGUUUUGAAUUUGCUUUUUUUGUGUUAUAUGCUUUGAAAGUGACUGAUUUUGAUGAUUGUGGAUAUACUGGUGGAAAUGAUAGUGCACCCAGGAUCUGAUCUCAUAGCAUAUUCUUGGCUUUCCUUUAUUACAACUUGUGAGCUAGACCUGUUUUAUAUCAUGUGCUCCGACAUGCUCUCCAUUGAACCUGAACGUCCUGGAAACGUUUUAUUACAAUAGUACAUGUUUUGUCAGUGUUGAGACACUGAACUUUCGUUGUCCAAUUGAGGAAACAUUCCUAACACAGGAGAAUGACUACUUAUAAGUAGUCAAAGUUAUUUUACAAAAUAUUUCAAACUUUUGAAAUGGUUUAUGCUCAUUUUUUCAAUUUUCUACCGCUUGACAAGUAGAUGAAACACCUUUCACUACACACUUUCAAAUCAGAGAACUAAGAGCAUGUUUGAUAUGGUGAUCCCUCAAUAUUACUGUAACAGGUCUCACUCUUUUUCAUGCGAAAGUGAGGAUUUCAGUCAGAAGUCAUUGACCUCCAGAUUAAAGAUCUAAAACUGCUGAAGUACACAUCUGUUGUGGAACACGGGGACACUGUUUGGUGGUGUUUAGAACCUUUGAUAUAAUAACGUCAGCGAUUCCUGCAUUGUAAAAUCCUAUGUGUAUCAGGUAUCGUCGAAACAAGCCUUAUUGUAUUAAUGUUUAAAAACCUAAGCUCUUUCUCUAAAUUUAUCUCGUUGGUUCUGUCUCAUACACGAAGAUGGUGAUAAAUUUUGAUGCCUGCUGUUGAUCAUCGGGAAAGGUGCUUAUAAUGAAACCUGUCCUUACGGGAGGAAUCUGGAGGUUUCAAUUCAGACAACGAAGGAGCUAAUUGUUAACAAAGCAACUGUGUUAACGUUGAAAUCUCAUCGUUGAACUUACAUUUUGACACAGACUAGUGGUACUGUGUGUGUGAAAACAUUCUGACCUUGACACAUGAGAAAUUACGAUAAGAUCUUCAUUUCUGCAUUUAAUUUUCAGUUUGAAAGUUUGUGACACAUAUCAAAGUCAACUUCCAAAUACAUCAGAACAGUUUUCAAUCUACCGAAUAAGAUCGACUGAAAAGUAUUCAGAAAUAUUUUAGUACAUACUGUAUGGCUACGAAACAUGACCUUGACAGGUGUAGGGCAUGAAAAGGGUCCAACUACCGUCAUUCUUUCGAUUUCUUAACAACGUCUUGUGAACAUUGAAUAGAACUCUUUAUUAUAGAAGUGAUGAUAUGAUGUAAUUUGAUAUCUGGUGGUUAGCUGCGGAAUUCAGGAUGCACGUUUUGUCUUACUUUGGACUUAUCAGCUAGAUAUCUCUGCAUCACAAUCAAUGAUAGUAUUCCUGCUGAGACUCGAGCCUAGCACCAUUCGUUUCAGAACUCUUACGGUUAUCCAAUAGGCUACUAGAUUAUAAUAAUCCCCUCUUGUGUGAUUAGUAUCAAGUUUUAUUUAUCGUUACUUGUGCUUUCAUUGUUAUGUACUGAUUAGCAGUAUCAUUCCAUAUGUCAAUUCAUCAAAUAAAUCAGUCAUCAGCACUGAGUUAACUAAUCAACUGCAGUUACUUAUUUCUGUAUUUCAUUGGUUAUAUGGUCUUUCAACGGUACACUAAUAUGAACGACUCACCAUACUAUAUAGUCGAUAAAUGGCCCUCCAAUAUCCUUCAGCUAGUCAGAAGACUUUGGCAUUGGUAAACUUGAAAAUUAUUUGAAAGAACCGCUUGUAAACGUUCAGUUUGAAUUCAGCGAUGAACUACAUAACGAAUCAAGUGACAUGGAAAUGGGGUCAACGCUCAGCUCUCUGUUAGCCGACUGCGAAGGCAGAGCUGUUGCGUUAGACCACGUCAAUGUGUGUUUAAACGUCCACUUGCUCUUGUUGAGCUAGUUGCACUGACCCCAUAAAGUGGGCACUUUUCAAACAGAUACCUAAGCGUUACCCUACAUGACUGUCGAAAAAUUACCAAUGUAUCACUAGUUCGACUCCUAACCACUCAGGCAUACCACUGUCUACCUUCGAAAAUAAACAAUAAAAAUAUUUUCCCGUUCAAUAGCCUUGUGCAAAUUAGUGCAGUAGGAAAUAAGCCACAUCUAUUGAGUGGGGGCUU